GUGUUGUUUUCUCUUACUAGAGUUAGAGAACCUUCCUCCUUCUUUUUCUUCACAUAUUGGCACCGCGAUAUCACUGCGUGUCUCCGUGUUUUUUAGCCUUCUUAUCGCCAACACUUGAAAGAGGGGAACACGGAAAGGCCAGGAGAGAGAAAAGGAGGUCCCGUUUCUUUUCUUCUCUUUAGCUCACCAAACUAAGUAACUGCCAUCUUCUCCUCUCCAAAAACAACAACAACAUGUUUGGACGUCGGGUCUUUGGCAGCACGGCCAUCCCCCGUGCCAUGUACACACGUCUGCACAUCAGCUCCCCAGCGCAGGCCACCCGCAUGCUGCCGAUGCUCGUCCCUCUGACGCCGUCUCUUUCACUGUCUGCUGGCGGGAUGCUGAACGCCGUGACGCUUGGGUCGCUGGAGGCGCCGCCGAAGUUCGAAAUCGGCGAACAAGAUCCUGUCUCGCUAAAGGCGCUCUUGGAGAGCAUUUCUCCUCUACAGCUGGGCUUUUCACGCUUGUUUGAAUUAUGGGGUAUUGCUCGAGCAACGGUAAUGGUGAAUUUUCUGCGGUCGCUAACUGUGCAGAUGGACAGUUAA
Molecule: messenger RNA, 584 nt
Organism: Leptomonas pyrrhocoris
Lineage: Eukaryota; Euglenozoa; Kinetoplastea; Trypanosomatida; Trypanosomatidae
Exons: 1
Coding region: 234-584 (116 amino acids)
Source: RefSeq, a predicted model, not a curated record